Messenger RNA from Adineta ricciae, 1350 nucleotides. NCBI's taxonomy places the organism in Eukaryota, Metazoa, Rotifera, Eurotatoria, Adinetida, Adinetidae. The record is from the annotation of a GenBank genome assembly.
AUGCCGAAUGUCAAGAAUGCAACAGUGGCUUUGAAUAGUGAAACAUUAUCAAGCAAAGAAAAUAUUCCACUGGAGCAACGAAUUAUAUUUUCAUCAAGACAUGGUUAUUUUGUCAAAAAUAUUGAUAAUAUUGAUCAAAACUUUAUUUGUCAAUCAUGUCAUCUAGUUUUUCGACAACCUUUUCAUCUUCGUUGUGGACAUCGACAGUGCCAAACAUGUUUAAACACACAAAAUAACAAUAUUAUUCAUUGUAUCUUAUGUUCUCAAUCUUCUACAAUUGAUGAAAUUUAUUACGAUGAAAAGUUUCAAAAUCAGUUGGAAUAUUUAUUAAUAUCUUGUCCAGUUUGUGAUUGGAAAGGACAAUUGAAAACAUAUGAAAAACAUCUUGAAGAUAAUCAUUCAAACAAAUUAUUUACAUGUGCGUUUUGCAAAGAAGAAGUUAAUCAAAGUAAAGUCUGGGAACAUUACUUGACUUCAUCACAUCAAUUAAUGGUGUUAAACAUUCUCUGUAAUCUACAAAGAAAACACGAUGAAAACCAGAAAUUGAAAUUUUCUAAAAUUCUCGAUUCGCUCAAUAUGACAUCAAAUGAAAUAACUGCGCUCGAUAAGAGUUUGCAACAAAUAAAAUGUGAAGAUCAUCUUCAACACAACACACUUCAACAGUAUGAUUCUCAAAUACUUUUAUUGAAAUUUUUAAGUAAAAAUAUUGAGAAUGAAUUGAAUCGAAUGAAAACUAUUCAAGAUUUCUAUCCACGAGAAAUAUUUCUAUUAAAACAGCAAUUCAAUGCAAAACAAUUGACAGUUUUCGAUGGAAUAUUAAUUUGGAAAAUCAAUGAUGUCAAACAAAAACUAUUUGUUUGCUCGACUUGCCAAGGUCGAGGUGUAGCAGGUACUUUACUUUCUAUGGCUAAGAAUAAUAUUCAAGAUGUUGUUGCUAUGGGACUUGCAUCUUCACAUCCAUAUGCUGUAAUGGCUCAAUGCAACGCUUGCAAUCGUAUUCCAAUUAACUUGAAAUUUAUUGCUGAUCAUGCAAAAGAUAUUAUUGAAAUUUGUAAAAUUCCUUAUAUUUCUCGGAGUCAAGUUAUUGGUUCGAUUUUUGAUAAACAAUCUUCUCAAAUGGUUGAUAUCGACGAGGAACCUGUUUCUCUCAUCAAAACUGAUUUUUUUGUUGAUCAUAAGGAAGUUUUAACAAUAUUAGAAAAAAUUCAACAGACAUGGAUUCUCGAACCUCUUUUAGAAGGUCAUGAAUUUGUGAUCAUAUUACCAACUACAUCUGUUCGCCUUUCAAGAACUCCCUUAAAUACAUCUUCAUCAAAUAGUUCACCAUUAGAGAAACAACCAUCGAUGUAG